GACCAUGCAAGUGUGACACCAAGGUGAUCUCAGCCAUUGCAUUUCUUGAAGAAACUACAAAUGGUUUCCUCGAGGACCAGAGACUUGGUAGCGGUGCACAAGAAUAGAGCCACUUGGAAUACACACUGAUUCAGUUGCCACCUGCUCCCCAACUUGGCUGCCGGGUAAGUAGACUGUUUUGGAUGCAACUGCAUAAUUUAAUCUGUUUGUAUGAUCAGAUGUGAUCGCGUUCCAUCCUUAACAGAAGACCGAGCUAGCUGCUCAUUUUCCUUCCACUUCAACCACGCAAGUUCGCAAGCGCCUUCCUCUCUCGGUUGCAGGCCCUUUUCUCAAGGAGAAACAGUAACAUGGACCAUGCAAGUGUGGUGCCCAGUAUAGCAUACCAUUUAUUGGAACAGAUGACAGAUGGUUUCUCCGAGGAUCGGGAACUUGGCAGAGGUACCUACGGAAAAGUCUAUCUGGGAUUGCGUGCGAAUGGGGAGAAGAUUGCUGUGAAGAUGCUUCAUCCCAUUCUAGGACUUGAUGAUGAGCUAUUUGAGAAGGAGUAUCACAACCUUGAAAUUCUCCAACACCAGAAUGUUGUGCGUUUAGUUGGCUAUUGCAAUGAAACUCGGCGGGAAUAUGUGCCAUACAAUGGGAAAAUGGUUCUUGGUGAAGUGACACAUAGGGCGCUUUGCUUCGAGUAUAUGCAAAAUGGAAGCCUUAAUGAUUAUCUCUCUGAUGAAUCUAGUGGACAUGAUUGGCACACACGCUACGCAAUAAUAAAAGGAAUUUCCAAGGGUUUGAAAUACCUUCAUGAGGAACUGGAACCUCCGAUGUUUCAUUUGGACUUAAAACCAGCCAAUGUAUUGCUGGAUGAGAACUGCGUGCCUAAAAUUGGCGAUUUUGGAUUGUCAAGGCUAAUCGAUGAACGAACGCGUAUCACUACAAGUUCUGUAGGAACAAUUGGGUACUUACCGCCGGAAUAUAUAAAUCAUCAUGUAAUUUCUAAUAAAUUGGACAUAUUCAGCUUGGGUGUUAUAAUCAUAAAGAUAAUGGCAGGACCCAUGGGCUACUCAAAAAGUGCUGAAAUAUCUUCCCAACAAUUCAUUGAGCUUGUACAUAGAAAUUGGAGGAAUAGGCUACAUGCAGCAUCAGUGAAUGCACUGGAGUCCUAUUGCAUACAAGUAAAGACGUGCAUUGAAAUGGGUUUAACUUGUGUGGAGGUUGACCGACAUAAAAGGCCGACUAUAGGAAACAUCCUUAAUAAGCUAAACGAGAUAGAAACUGCAAGUCAAUUUCCUGAUGCGUUACUAAAGGACCCUGGGUCAACAAAGAACCAGGAAAGCCAGCAAACUCACAUAACAGAAGCAGAAGAAAAACGGGAGAGAGAAGUGAGCGAAACAGAGAAUUGCUUUGGUGAAGUAGUCGACAACUACAAGUUGGAUAAAAUGGAAAGGUACAUGGGCAAACACAAGACACGGGAGGAUCGAGCACGAGAGGCAUGGAACCUGGUGGACGAGCAUGACAAGGACAACGAAGCUUCUAGGUAUGUCAAGGGUCUGAAGUCCCUGUACGGCAAUGGACAGUCAACGUUGUGCCGUGUGUAUAAUGCGACCGGAGACACCCUCUACCAAGUCGCCAACUACGACUGGUCCGGCCACAUCGGCAGGGCUCCCUACCCAGCUACGAUUGGCAACGGCCAGUGGGCAGCAUUCCAUCACAUCCACCGGGCCGGUGAGUCGUCAGGUUCGGUAGCCGCUGUUGUGUACCGAGGGAAAAAUAAACAUGGCCAAGAAAAGGACUACAUAGUUGCCUGGAGUACCCCAUGUAGUUUCUGGCACCGCAACAAGGCUUAUUGUGGGAUCAGUGAUGUUGACUGGUUUCAAAAGAACUUGGAGCAGCUUAUGUACAUCAUUUCCGAUGCCGAUUAUUCUUCUAGCUACAGAAUGGGCGGCUGUGAGAUAGAAGCAAAAAUUGGCAGAGGUCAUAGCCCUAUGUUUACUGCAAGAAUCAGUUAUCGCUGAUCACACAUCUCCCACAUUGUGCUAGGCUUACUAAGUUCACUUGUUGUGAUUGUGAAACACAUAAUUGUGUCACGUAUUAGUGAGGUACAGGAGGUUGAGUAUUGAACCAGGAUAGCUAGGCUAGGCGCAUGAGAUAUUCUGUUGUAACUACUAGCUAGCUUAUCUCCUAUCUUUCUUGUUUAUCAAGUUGUAUCUCAACCAACUCUUGUACGCGUAUUCCACGCUCGCACCCUGUCUAUUUAACACGCAGAACGUCGCCCUAGAUCGGGUAAGACGUUUCCGCCAGC
Molecule: messenger RNA, 2293 nt
Organism: Triticum urartu
Lineage: Eukaryota; Viridiplantae; Streptophyta; Magnoliopsida; Poales; Poaceae
Source: RefSeq, a predicted model, not a curated record